Messenger RNA from Lethenteron reissneri (Far Eastern brook lamprey), 5682 nucleotides. Its product is annotated as ephrin-A5-like. Gene Ontology annotation, molecular function: ephrin receptor binding. The record is from RefSeq and is a predicted model, not a curated record. Gene Ontology annotation, biological process: axon guidance; ephrin receptor signaling pathway. Lineage: Eukaryota; Metazoa; Chordata; Hyperoartia; Petromyzontiformes; Petromyzontidae. Gene Ontology annotation, cellular component: plasma membrane.
ACGUGCGCCGAGUGGCUCAGUCGCUCCGUGCAGGCGAGAGGCGAGCACCACGCGUGCAGAGUGCGUGUGUCUAGGGGGGGCUCCUGUGUGUGUGUGUGUCCUCUUCAACAAAGGCGGACCCGGGCUUUUCGUCGUCUCCGUCUCUGUCUGCUCUCGCUCUCUCAUCGCCACCACUCAGUAACACACAGAGAGAGAGACACACACGCAACUUACUUGGUUUGCGCUCACACUGCCCCGGGCUACGUUGCUGUGAACUGCAAAGCGCGCAACACACCACGACUUCGAAAGCGACAAGGACGAAUUUAAAGAUUUUUUAACAACAACAAAACAAAGUCCACCGCUUCUUGUUCUCUCGAUGCUGGAUGAACACAGCUGUAUAGAUAGCUGGCAUAUACUUUUUUUUCCUAUUUUAAACGUUAUAUAUUUUUUUUCUUCUGUCAAAUAGCGCUGUGCAGGGCGGUGAUUGAGUGAGUACAACAGCUGGGACUUUUAACAUCUGCUGUUGUUAAAUUGCUAUAUGCAACAGCAACAUCAUCAUUAUCAUCAUCAGCAGCAGCAUCAUCCUCGUCGUCAACAACAACAACAACCAGCGGCGAGAGUAGCCAAGAAAUUCUCGGACAGACCUCUCAAGAACUUUCAGGCUUGCUGAAAUUUCCUCUCCUUGUCGCCUUUGAAAAAAACCCUCCAGUUCCUACUACAACUCCUGCUGCUGCUGUCGCCCGCACGCAUCUCGAUAUGUGGCUCAUUCUCGUGUGGAUGUGGGCGGCUGUCAUUGGCAGUGGGACAGCCGGGGGAGCAAGACACUCGGUCUACUGGAACAGCAGCAACCCCAGGUUCCAAAGGGACGACUACAGCCUGGACGUGCAGAUCAACGACUACCUGGACGUGUACUGCCCGCACUACUCGGACGCACGUGCCACCCCGGAGGAGCGCACGGAGCGCUACUCGCUCUACCUGGUCAGCUACGACGGCUACCGGUCAUGUGACCACGCCAGCGGCUUCAUGCGCUGGAACUGCAACAAGCCGUACGGGCAGGCGGGCGCCCAGCGCUUCUCCGAGAAGUUCCUGCGCUUCACUCCCUUCUCGCUGGGGUUCGAGUUUUUCCCCGGCCAGGAGUACUACUACAUCUCGACACCACGUCACAGCAGUGGCAAGAAGUGCCUGAGGUUAAAGGUCACCGUGUGCUGCUCAGCCAAUUGCUGCUCGUCCAGCUGCUGCACACCCAAUGUCCGUGCAGGCACCACCACUAAGAUGACGGCUGGUCAGGGCUCGUCCGUGAGUGUAAACAGCAAAUCGGAUUCUUCGGAAGAACAAGCAGAUGAUUCGGGAAUUGGAGCUUCACAGGCUGCUCACCACGCUGGUGGAUAUGGUCACAUGCACAGGCCUAGCGUAGGCUUCGUCAUCGCCGUCGCAGCCUAUGCUCUUCUGAUAUUAUUACCUGCGUAAACUGAGCAGCGAAAAAGCCGGACUUUGAAAUUUGAAGGAUGUUGGCAAAAGAAGAAAGGAGUUAAGAAGAUAGGGGGGGGGGGAGGGAAGGAAAAAAAACUGACGCAUCUAAUUUUAAAAAAAAGUUUCAAGACUUGCUGAAAAAAAAUCAUGGCCUACAAGAAGACCAAGACAACGCUAAAACGGAGCCAUUUGUAAAUAUGUAUUGAAAAACGAAAAAAGAAAAAGCUAUACGCCACUGAAGGAUCAUGUGUUCUUGAACUAAAAUGUGGAAUCUUUCAGUUUUCACUUAUUGUUGCUGAAAUUUUAGCUUUGAGCUUUGUAUAAAGCAGUCAAACAUAUUUAGAUUUUAUUGAAGAGACCAAAAUCUUUUGAUUUUUAAAAGAGAGCGGAAAGUGACAAUGUGGUUAUUUGUAACGGUAUUUUAUUUUGUUGUUAUUCCCAAGAGAACAAAGCACCAUUAUUAUUAUUAAUCACAUUGCUAUCUGUUAACAAAAUCCCAUCACAAGACAGAUUACUGUAAAAGGGUUAACACUAUUAUUUUUUUUAUCAUGUGGCAAGUAUCAGAUCGCAUAUAGUGAAAUAAUUAAAGUUCAUUUAAUUUGUUCAUUUACUGGCAAGAAGUUCCAAAAAUCCCUUUGGACGCAUAGUGCCUGGGUGGCUCUUGUGUGCUGGAAUCUGAUUGGUCGGCUGUCUUCUUGCACUGACGCCUCGAUUGGUUAACUCUCAAUCUGCCGAAGCCUCAUUGGCCAACUGUAACUGAUCAUGUGACAGUUUUUUUAAAUGUGUGAUGGCAGCAAUGUGCCACGCUUUGAUGGCGCCAGGAAUCCACGGGUGGUUUUUUGUUUGUUUAGCGAUACAAGCAAAUGCCACGUCCUCUGCCAGUGUGCACGUUAUGUGAUACACGCGCUCAAAUAUAUAACAGACUCUCGCAGUGGAUUAAAACAACUAAAACAUUUUAAGUGGAAACUGUUGACACCAUAAACCCGCUCUGCCGUUGUUACGCAUGAGUAGACACUUUUUUUGGCCCAUUUACCGUACUUAUCCUGCCACACUGACAUUGCAAGAUAAAUAGCGUACCCACACACAGAGACGUUCUGCAAGUGACAUGUUCAUUUAAAAAAAAAAUGGGAGGAAGAUUGCUGCCUUUAGGGUCCCCCCCCCCCCCCGUUCGGUGUGACUCGCUCACGUGCAAAGUGGUUGGGACUCCGAAUCUACCACUUUUUCAUCGCGCGCACAGCGUCACGGGGUGCGAUUGAAGCAGGUGAAUAGCGGAAACGAUUCGAGGUCUGCGCCUCGCGAGCCGUCGACUCAAAGACACAAUUCCGUGUGGCGUUCCUCAAGUCGGUGGCCUGUGUAGUAGUGUAAAAAAAAAUCACAACGCUACAUUUUGUGAGCUCUGUGCAUUUUGGUCGCCUGUGGCCACAGUGUGCGUGCGGGGGGAGGGGGUGGUAGAGCUUAGUCUGGCUCAACACAGCCACUCGAUGUCACCGCUGGUGUUUUUGUGAGUUUAUAUGCUUUUUUUAAAAUUUCUCAUAAUUGCUUUUCUUAUUUUCACUUCGCCCAUCUAUUACUCCAAGUCACGGUGUAAAUCCUAGCACGACUGUUCAAAUUGCUUGCGCCUUCCCCCUUACCCCCUUACCCCCCGCGAUUUGAACCAAAAAUAAAAGCCACAACACAUGGAUGAUGGAUAUUAUUAUCAUCUACGAUUUGUGUUUGGGGAUCAGUUUCAAAUGCCACGUUCGGAUACUGCAAGAGACAAUAACGAAACAGGACAAAUUCUCCGUUCGAUGUCCACACAUCACGCGCGCGCGAACCCGCGUUGGAGGCUUGCUACGCGCAAUCUUUAACGGAGAGGAGCCAACGGCGAGCAUAAAGUAAAGUAGACGGUGCAGGAGGGAGUAUUUAUUAUCAAUUCCUUCAACGCGCUUGGACCGAGAAUUCUUUGCGAGCAUGGUGUGUACACAAGCUCGACAGGAGGGUCUUGGCUUCUGUGUCCAUACGUGUCCAAUUGUGGGAUUGAAGCAAGGCAGCGACGGGCAAACCCCUUUGGCUAUCAAUCAGGACCACCAGCACCCGACGCGAUUGGGAUUUUAUUUCAUUGUAAACCUCUCUCUCGCCAUAUCCUCCCCCCUCCCACCUCCCACUGUCGUAAAAGUGACGCUGCACUCCUCUCCCCGUGGUGGUCUAAGCCUGUGCAGCCAUGAAACUGAAUUUGUGGUGUCUACAAAGUUCGGUCCUAAAGCCCGGGCAAUGCCUUUCUUUCCCCUUGCCAUACCCCCCCCACCCCCCCCCCCCCAGGGCCUAGUAUAUGACCCUGUUAAGCCACACUCUUUCGGGCAGGAAAUCUAGGCAGAGCGGGUUGGAGGUGGUGAAAUAAUAUGAUGCAUUUUAAUACGUAGGCUUUCGCGAACAAUAUUAUUCGUAAGAGGUUUUUGUUGUUGUUGUUGUUGUAAACGUUGUGGGUUUACUCUCCAACACACCAGUGUGCUGAACGAGUAACGAAUUGGUAUAUUUUGUUUACGUGACAAAACCUCACUAAUCCGCUGCUUCAUGUGGUGGCGGAUCUAACCCAAAACAAAAAAACUGAACUGCAUUAUGGAGGAUGCAUUUUGUUUGUUUGUGUAAGCUUCAGUUGCAAUGAUGUGUUCACGAGGAUUAAUAGAAAGAAAAAAAAAGUUUGAACUCUUUGCUACAUUAUAAAUCUGGCCCAGCGUACACACCCUUACGGUUAAUUGAAAAACAAAACAAACACGCCGCUUCGUUUUUCGUGGCCUGCGUCGAUGCGCGGCCACGAGGCAUCGCUGCGUCAUGCGCCGGAGGAACAACGUUCUGCGCGCGCCAACGAACGCCGAACGGUCGAGGCAAGUCAAGCGACGGGGGCGCAUCGCAGCGCCGAUCACGCUCCUUUGAAUGCCGUCGACGAUUAUUAGGCCUAGGCCAUCGCGAGCUCCGCGUUCGAAAAAUCCAAAUAUUGACGUUGGACGAGAGCCCCCGAGGUUCAUAAAUUCCUGGAAUCUCGGCGGUGCCGGCUCGGUGCAUUAGGACCAGCCCCCCUCUCUUGAGCCAUCCCGGGCCUCCUCGCCGAUCAAACAGAUGGAUGGUGACAUUGGAAGUGACGUUGAUUAAUCGCGGCCGGGGUGAGGUAUCGGCACAGCGCCCCAAUUUGCAUCGAUCCCGGCAAACUGGCAAUAGCGCUUGCGCUGCGGUGAUGUCACAAUGACAUUUCUGCACGGUGUGUGCACAGCCUAAUUUGGUUGGGUUAAGCCACAAUAAGCGUAAUUAAGCCUCGAGCUCAUCAGCAUGCUUUAUAACGACGGAGGGUCAAUUUUCUCCGAAGGAUUUGUACAACCAUGCGCGGGAAAUCGAUGUCCGGGCCUCCUUAACUGGCGGCGAGCCUGGAUAACUCCGUGUUGCCGAUGUUAAGAUCCCUGCGCGAAGAAUGCGAGUUUAAGGACAUCACAAAGGGGGCGAAAAAAAGCUAUCGUGUAAUGUGCUGCUGAAAUCCACCGGCGUUAACACAAUGUCACCUUUAUCUCUGUAACGAAACCUCUCAUUACUGGCGUCGUGUGAGAAAAAAAAUUGUUAAAGUGCGCAGAAAGAUCUAAUUUGUCCGGACACGUAAAUUACGUUUCCAAUUAAGCCAGGGCUUGAGUGAAGUGGGGCGCUGCUCACCAGGAACUGUUGGGACAUAAAGGACGGAGACUGGAGAGUGGUGAAGCUCUUUAGUGCCGAUGUUGAGUGCCCGCAACAAUCAAACAGACGGCCACCUCGCACAGUCCCGGGUGAGCCUGUCGCCUGCGUGGUUCACGUUAGUGCAGAGUCCAGGUGUAACUCUCAGCGGGGACAGGUGUUGUAGCGGUUUUGUCUUCUUUUGGACACCUUCGCUGCGGUGCCAACCGAGAUCCACCGCUUAUUAGCGCAACGUCGCCCCACCCACGGAACAACAACAACAACAAAACCCAACCACUCCCGUUAGAAGGAUGCCGUAGAUUUGAUUUCGCCAGUUUAGGGACUCGUGCGUUGAGUAAACACGACGCCCCUGCGGCAAGAGUCAGCAAGAGUGACUCUGGGGUCAGCAGGUCGGCUGAAGCGGUCCGGUGCGCUGGAGCUGAGACAUCGAGGACAGAGGAAUUCGAUCAUGGUAGCACACCGCAGGAGGACGAGGAGGAAGAGCGUGAAACAUGGAAAGAACACAGAUUUACAACGUGGAUCAACACGUUGGGGGGUGGGGUG